CAGGCAGGCAGGCAGGGAGGGAGGGAUGAAGAGGUGUCUGCAUCACUCCAAACUCCUGCCUGCACUUCGAGCAACUCCCCCUCCUGAAGCAGAGCCGAGCAGUCUUUCUCCGCAGGCUGUCCGGUCCCACGGAGCGACAAACGCCUAAUAAAAGUCCGCACACACCACGAUGGGGACGAGCUGAACCGCAGGGGUCAGGUCGUGUAAUUUGCCCGUGUAGUAGUGAGCGUGUAGGAGGAGGAGGUGGACACACACACAAGCACGACGCUCCGCGGCAGUGACUCUACUCGUGCCCUAUCGGAGACGUUAACGGCCAACGGUGUGAGCUAGUUACCUGAAUACCUGCGGCGCUUCGCACCGACAUUAGCGCCGACACCGAGAGAGACUGGAGGAGGAGGAGAGGGGGGAGGACCGGGGCAGGAGAAAGUUUCUCAAGCUUGGUGCAAACACAGCGGUCAAACAAUGCGGCUGACCCCGACGGAGUCCCUUUCAUCAGCGGCGCUGCUAAUCCUACUGCUCGUCCACUGGUCCGACAGUGUUUCAUUGUCCCCUCAAGAGGCGAACCAGUUUCUGAGCAGACACAGGAGGGCGAAUCAAGUCUUCGAGGAGACGAAGCAAGGACACUUGGAGAGGGAAUGCGUGGAGGAAAAGUGCAGCAAGGAGGAGGCCAGAGAAGUGUUUGAAAACGACCCGGAGACGAACUACUUCUAUCCCAAGUAUUUAGCGUGUCUGAACACGUUUGGAGAUUCUGAAAAGAAAAAACAGGAUCUGGUCACAUGUGUCCACAAUAUUCCGGAUCAGUGCUCACCCAAUCCAUGCAAUACCCGAGGUACAGUCCGCUGCGAGGACAAAAAGGGGGACUUCCUCUGUCAUUGUUUCACAGGCUGGACAGGAGCCACAUGUGAGAAAGAUGUUGAUGAAUGCAGCAAGAGAAAUGGAGGGUGUGACCACGAGUGCAACAACACUAUGGGUAGUUACCGCUGCUCCUGUCACCAAGGCUACAUGCUGUCAGGACGCCAGCUAUGUAAUGAUGUGAACGAGUGCGAGAUCGCGGGCAUGUGUGGAACGGCACAAUGUGAGAAUAAGGAGGGCAGCUAUGACUGCUUGUGUGAUAUCGGCUACGUCUAUGACAACGAAACCAAAAGUUGCAUUGAUGUGGAUGAGUGUGAGACGGAUGUGUGUGCAGAGGAGUGUUUAAACACUCCGGGGAGUUUCCGCUGCUUCUGCGAUGGACGCCAGGGCAUGAAGCUGGCGCAGGACCUCAGGAGCUGUAAGCCUACAACUCCCUGUACGACGCUGUCUCUGAAGAGGAAUCCUCGCUCUCUUUAUCUGGGCCGCAUGUUUAGCGGCGUGCCGGUGGUGCGGCUGCGUUUUCGCCGCAGAGUUCACACGGGCUUUUCAGCUGAGUUUGACUUCCGCACCUACGAUCAGGAGGGGGUGAUCUUCUUUGCUGGAGGUCACCUAAACAGCUCCUGGAUCGUGUUGGCGAUGCACCACGGGAGGCUCGAGCUGCAGCUGAAAUACGGUGCCGUCAGCAGGGUCACCAGCAGCGGACCUGUCGUCAGCGACGGCCAGUGGAGAAAGAUCUCAGUGGAGGAGCAGGGGCGGAGCCUAGUGAUUAAGAUUGACAGGGAGGCUGUGAUGAAGAUUGCGGUAAACGGGGACCUGUUCACACUGAAGAAGGGGAUGCAUGAGCUCAACCUCACUGUGGGGGGAGUCCCUUUCAGAGAGGAUGGCCUUGUCAAUCAGGUGAACCCCCGUCUGGACGGCUGUAUGAAGGAGUGGCGCUGGCUGACAGGUGAAGACACCUCCAUACAAGAAACCAUUAGGUCUAAUGAUAACAUGCAGUGUUUCAGCACUGAGGAUCCAGGAGUGUAUUUCCCUGGUACAGGCUUCGCUCUCUUCAACAUCAGCUAUGAAUCACAGAACCUGAGCGUAAGCUUGACCCUGCGUCCAAUCACUGCUAUCGGAGUGCUGUUUGCACUCGUUCACCAGGACACAGUGCCUCUCUCCGUCGCUCUGGCUGAUUAUAAUCCCAUAACUGACGAGUGGCGAGAUUUUGUUCUGGUAUCUGUAGGUAAUGUUGUUAUUGCCAGCUCUCCUGCGCCCUUGUGUGAUGGUGAGAGUCAUGAAAUCCAGGUGGCAGUCUCAGGCAACCAGACCCUGCUGCUGGUCGAUGGCCAUUCUGGACGAAGUGAAGAUGCUGAAGUUCCCACUGGACUCCUGUCACAGUCUAGCACCUUCAUAGGAGGCCUUCCUGAUGUUCCCCUGGUGUCCACACUGGUGUCGGCACCCUACAGUGGCUGUAUGGAGGUCAGCAUAAACGGACAGCCUCUGGACCUGGACCAGGCUAUCCACAAACACAAUGACAUCCGCUCGCACUCCUGCCCCCUGCUGGACUCUCACCAGUGAGCGCCCCUUAAACCAGCCAAAACCGAUCCAUAAGCAGUUCACCGAGGCAAUGGGGAUGAUGCUGUCCAAAAAAAAAAAAAGUAUAAAAGGGGAGAAAAAAGUGGGGAGAUGUUUUUGAUUGGAAUAUGUCUGUGCAGCUGGAGCCUUAUCCCAGGAUCACCCCCCCCUUCCCCCACUCCCUUAUACUGUGAUGGCACUGCUGCCUAGAAGCAGUGGCAGGGAUUUCCACAGUAGUCUCAGUAUUAUGACUCAGUAAGUUAGUUCUGCCAGUCAGUAACAUCCUCUGCACAAAGCUAUGGGAAUAAAUGCUGCACAGCAUUGCCUCAAAAACUGCCCAUGUAUCAAAGCCUUGUAAGCUCACAAGAACAUGCAGGGCCUUAUCUGGAUCAGUGCUACAAGGCUGGUCCUGGGUCACCCUCCUAUACCUGGUAUCCUGUGCUUAAACGCAGAUCUACCUGGAGCUUUGUAAGCAGUGACUACUCUGUGCUCAUGUUGCUUGCCUCCAGUUCACUUAAGAUCCACGUUCACGAAGCUUGAAUUAAUCGAGCGCUAAUGUCGAAUCUACAGUGAAGUGGAAAAACUAAAACCAUGGGGACCAGAAAGAUAGUCCUACAUCAGCUACUUCACUCAGAGAAAAUAUAUGAACAGGUGCUCAGAUUUUCAAUGAAUAUAUCCCAUUUGCCCUUAAAAAAGCUGAAUCCCCUCCUUCGCCACACCGUGGAGGCGUGGUAUGAGGCACAACUUUGUGUUCUAUAGAAAUCGUUGCACAUUGUUGCAGGUAUAAAUGGACUGCCACAUAAAGCCAUUUUUCUUGAUUUCCUCUCAAUUAGAGAAGCACUCCAUGUCUGCCUGCAACCUUGAAAAUCAACCGUGUGCCUACAAAUGAACAAACCAACUCACACUUGUCGACAGCUUCCCUCUAAACAGGUGAAUCAUUUCCCAAAGGUGCAGCACUGUAAUGACCCAACGAACUGACCGACACUUCUCUGAUAAAAUCAUGGUCUCUUUGCAGUGUAUGCACUGCAUUAAAAAGGCUAACACUCAAUCUUCAAUCACCAGUUCAUUACAAAGGCCCCUUCUUUCCCCCAGAAUCACCCAGUCACAGUUAAAGCCUGCCAUAUACCGACCUGAGGACAGUAGACUAGCCACAGAAGCACAGGGAGACAGGAAGGGGUCUUCUCCACACGGGAGAGAGCACUGCAUCGAUCGCACCACACAAGCUACUGAGAAAGAAAAGAGUGCGCUGUAAUAUACUGAAUAUGUAAAUAGAGUGAUUGUACAAUGCUUUAUAAAAGACAGCAAACACUACCUUAUAUUCCCCUGAGGCACAUUUAAGUUGAUCCAAAGUUCAAAGAAAGAUCAGAGUCUCUCAACUUCAUCUGCUUCUUAAAAAAACAACAACAACAAGGUUUUAGUGACAAAUCAUACUUCAAAUGGGGAACUGGGAGACUGUGAGAGCAAUAGCCAGGGAUCAAAGUAGCAUCAAUCUUUAGGGACUCCGUUUUUAAUUUGAUUUUAUAGGUGCUCAGCAAAUCAAACUACAGUAAAAACAAAGAAUGUCAGUAGAGCAAAUGCCAAAAGGGCUCCAGUGUUACUUUACAUCCCUGUGUAAUGUAUCAUUUUAUAGUUUUUCUGAUGAAUGAAUGCCAGAAUAUAGAGCUUGACUUUUUUUUUUUUAAAUCAUAUGUGAUGUAUCUUGAACUGUAGUGUUUAUUUUUCACUUUAACUGCCAGUAUGUGUAUGAUGCUGAGAGAAGUCUGCCUUUUUGAGUUUUAACUUCCCUCGGCAGUGAAAAUCCUAUUUAAAAAUAAAUAAAAGCAGCUGUAUGAA
Messenger RNA from Archocentrus centrarchus (flier cichlid), 4242 nucleotides. It is a transcript of the gene gas6, whose product is annotated as growth arrest-specific 6. Lineage: Eukaryota; Metazoa; Chordata; Actinopteri; Cichliformes; Cichlidae. Gene Ontology annotation, molecular function: calcium ion binding. The record is from RefSeq and is a predicted model, not a curated record. The transcript has 15 exons. Bases 463 to 2412 code for a protein of 649 amino acids. Gene Ontology annotation, cellular component: extracellular region.